Syngnathus acus (greater pipefish) is the source of this 3238-nucleotide messenger RNA. It is a transcript of the gene prickle2b, whose product is annotated as prickle homolog 2b. The record is from RefSeq and is a predicted model, not a curated record. Lineage: Eukaryota; Metazoa; Chordata; Actinopteri; Syngnathiformes; Syngnathidae. Gene Ontology annotation, molecular function: zinc ion binding. Bases 492 to 3062 code for a protein of 856 amino acids. The transcript is spliced from 8 exons.
AAGCAGAGACGCUCCAGUGGCUGCGGUGCGCUUCCACGAACGGAGGCUUUGCGUGAAUCGUCUCUCGGACCACGGACGCUGUUAAACCAUACGCAGGAUAUUUUAGUUGCAUUUUUUCCCCCAGAAGUGGAAAUUGCAAAUGGGAAUCUUUGCUCUUCUUUGGAUUUGCUGCUCGCUGCAAAUUGGGACUUUUUGACGCGCUCUAAGUUGGCUCCUCCACUGUUUUCGUUGGCAGGAAUCUCGAAUGUGUUUGCAGAAGACGGCCGACUAAACUUUUUUUUUUUUUUUUUCCACAGUGGAUGGAUGUAGUGGCACCACGCAGCGGGUGAUAGUGGGGCUGUUGUGGCAAAGCCAGUUGGUGCGAUGUGGCCGAUGUGUUUGAAAGCAUUCAGUGCCGAGGUCAGGACUCUGGCUUCACCCAGACGCACUUAGUAAGAAGGAAGAUCUGUGUGCAUUGUAAGUGUCGCCGGGAGGAGCAUGCAGUGACCACCAUGCCUGUGGAAAUGGAGAAGACGGUCACCAAGCUGAUGUACGACUUCCAGAGGAACUCGACUUCAGACGAUGACUCUGGAUGCGCCCUGGAGGAGUAUGCCUGGGUGCCACCAGGACUCAAACCUGAACAGGUCCAUCAGUACUACAGCUCCCUCCCUGAGGACAAGGUGCCCUAUGUUAACAGCCCGGGAGAGAAAUACCGCAUCAAACAGCUCCUCCAUCAGCUGCCGCCCCACGACAAUGAGGUGCGCUAUUGCAACAGUUUGGACGACGAGGAGAAACGAGAGCUUAAGCUCUUCAGCAACCAACGAAAACGGGAAAACCUCGGGCGUGGCAACGUCCGGCCUUUCCCCGUGACCAUGACGGGAGCCAUCUGCGAACAGUGCGGCAACCAGAUCAACGGCGGCGACAUCGCAGUGUUUGCAUCUCGCGCCGGCCACGCCUUGUGUUGGCACCCGGCUUGCUUCGUGUGCAGCAUGUGCAACGAGCUCCUGGUGGACCUCAUCUACUUUUAUCAGGACGGGAAGAUCUACUGCGGCCGGCACCACGCCGAGAGGCUGAAGCCGCGCUGCACAGCUUGUGAUGAGAUCAUCUUGGCGGACGAGUGCACCGAGGCCGAAGGCCGUCACUGGCACAUGAAGCACUUCUGCUGUUUCGAGUGUGAGACGGUGCUCGGGGGCCAGCGCUACAUCAUGAAGGAUGGAAGGCCGUACUGUUGCUCCUGCUUUGAAUCCCUCUACGCCGAGUACUGUGAUUCCUGCGGAGAGCAUAUUGGCAUUGACCAAGGCCAGAUGACGUACGACGGGCAGCACUGGCACGCUUCCGAGGGUUGCUUUUGUUGUGCCCGCUGCAAGCGCUCCCUGCUGGGUCGACCCUUCCUGCCCAAGCAAGGGCAAAUCUUCUGCUCCCGUUCUUGCAGUCUGGGCGAGGAGCCCAACGGCUCGGACUCCUCGGAUUCUGCCUUUCAGAGCGCUCGCUCCACCAGAGAGUCCAGACGCAGCUCCAAGGCAGCAAAAAGUGGCGGCGGAGGGCAAACGGAGGCGAUAUCGGGCGAGGUGGACCCGUUGUCAUUACAAAUGGACCUACUGAGUCUCUCGAGUCAAACCCCCAGUUUGACACGUGAGCCACCUGCCUGGCAGAACCAGAAGCAAGUCGUGGAUGGCUACAAAUUGGAUUCCCAAGCUGAAUCGACGGCUAACCCCACCCCUCUGCAGCUCCUCAGCCAGUGCAAUGUCAGAACGUCCUGUAACCCACCAUGCCCUGGGCAGAAUAAUCAACAGCAGGACCACAGGGUCAAAGAGACCGGUGGCCCAAAGAGACCGCCUAUCUCGGCUCUGAAAGGUCACUCUCUAAACGAGAUGUGGUUCCAACAGCCAGCUCCAGAUGAUUUCUAUGGCCCAAAGCUAAGGACCCAGAUGAGUUUCCCUGAGGUAUCUCAGCAGUCCCAGCACAACGGCGGCUUCUCCGCGGACAAGCGCUCCAUCAGUCUGCACGGCUUCCAGAGGGACCGAGAUGUUGGUCCUCCACCAGCCAGCCAAGUGGCCAGAAGCAGGAACCCCAUCAACGCACUUAACUUUACCGAGCAACUGACACCUCUCGAGCAGACCCCGAGGGGAUCCAUGGAGUGCUUGGCCAUAUCCAACACGACAGGCCAAUCUGCCGAAGGAGGAGGGAAGCGGCAAGAACACCUGUCGCGUUUCUCCAUGCCUGAUCUGAGCAAAGACCCUGGAAUGAACGUCUCGGAGAAAACCCUUAACUCCUCGGUUCAAUUUCAGAGCUCUGACUCCCUUCACGGUGUCAACGGUGGUCAGCCCUACAUGGAAAUCAAUCCCUCCAGGUCUUCUCAGUACCAGUUGCAGUAUUGUGAUCCCUCUGGUUCAGGGGUGGGCAGGAGCUCCGCUCAUUUACCUCCUGGAUUCACCUACCAGGAGGAAGACAGAACGAGUCUGGUGAGCAGCGCCAACGCUGCCCGCCUGCCACCCAUAAGUGAGCGCAGGGUAAGCGGUGUGAGAGGAGCAAGCGUCAGGAUUGAAGUGCCGGAGGAAACUCCUCAGAGACGGAGGCACCACCACCACCACCGCUCCAGAAGAUCCCAACGUUCUCGCUCAGAAAACGCUCUCAACUUGGUUGCCGAGCGCAGGGUGAGACCUCAGGAAAGACCGCAGCUUCACGUUCGAGAGGAUUACGACCGCUUUCCUCCCCCGAGGAGCGCCAGAGAGCACUUUGGAGUCAUGGGAGGAGGGAGAUACCAACCUCAACUGUUUCGGCAGUGCCCCAGGACCACGUCAGACUUAUCGCUCCAGAACCCAGGAGCCGGGCGACGCACGGGCUUGAAUCAGUACUCCUGGGACGACUAUGACGACGACUGGUGCUCCACUUGCUCGUCGUCAUCGGAGUCAGAGGACGAAGGUUACUUCCUGGGGGAGCCCAUCCCCCGACCCCUCCAGAUGCGCUACCUCAGCAAUCAGGAGCUGGUCCACAAGUACAGCAGCGGGAUGGGAGGGACCAACCGCGGUGCGCAGCUGAGUACGCACAAACGGCGGAAAAGCAAGAACUGCAUUAUUUCCUAACGUUUUGCUUUGUGCCGCAGCUUGAGUCGAGUCUGGAGAACAGAUGGACAAAGUUCAUUUAUAGUCUGCUUGAGCAAUAGGCAGUAGCAAACUGCAGUCGUGAAGCGUGAAACACAGCAUUGUUUGUCGUUGUAUUAAUCAGAUUGCUCAACAUUUUGCGAUAAAAUACGAAGCAU